This is a messenger RNA of Cetraspora pellucida, 1803 nucleotides long. Lineage: Eukaryota; Fungi; Glomeromycota; Glomeromycetes; Diversisporales; Gigasporaceae. The record is from the annotation of a GenBank genome assembly.
AUGAGUAACAAAGCGAGCAUCGCAAAUAUUCUCAACGCCGAUACGUCCAACACUUCCAAUAAUUCGGAUCAUAGAUCUUCCGUGCCAAACAAUCAUCGAUCAAAUCAAACUUUACCGGCCAUAAGUGAUGUAUUCUCAGUUGUUCCUAUUAGUUAUCCAGGUGGUCCGCAGAUUCAAUUAGUCCCUGAUGGUGAUUUAGCAAACUUUAAUCGUGCAAAUUCAAUGAUCUUGAAUCAUGAAGUUUUGGAUGCAAUGUCCAUGAAGACUGCUGCUGCUGCUGAAGCUUAUAAUAUGGCUGCUGAUUCUUGGAGGCGUGCUUCUCAAACUUUAUUCGAAUAUGAAAGCAGUUUUGAAAAUCAAAAUAAACCAAAGAGAAAAUAUAAGAAAAAAUUAUCUCGUGGUAAUUCUGGUUCUGAUGCUGAUAAUAGGAGGAUGCAACCUCAUGAGAGGCUUAAACGACCGAGAAACGGUUAUAUGAUUUUCAUGAAUGAAGUAUAUGAAGAGACAAAAGCAAAAAAUCCGAGGAUGAAGUUUGGUGAAAUUUCUGCUGCUAUUGGUGCUAGAUGGAAAAAUAUGUCUAAAAGAGAAAAGAUGCCUUAUCAUAAAAAACAUGAAGACGAAAAGGCCAUGUAUGAAAGUGCAAAGCUUGCGAUGUCAAAGAGCAAUUUAUGUAUCGUUGAAGAAAAAAUUCCUAUUCAGAUUGAACAAAAAGCUAAUUCGAAGCCUCCCCCACCUCAACUACUAACUCCAAAAUCUCCCGCCGCGACUUUGAAGACCCCAAAAUCUUCUUCCUCAGUUACGAUUAAAUCACAAUCGACUAAAAAUACACCUGAAGGUUUUUCAGGUGAUAUCAUUUCUCCUUCUCCAUCUAACGGAUCUAAUAUACCAUUAUUAUCAACUCCGUUAACUCCACGUGACCCACGUUCACUUCAGUCUUCGCCAACCACUCCUACGUUACCAUCGAUGAUGAGAAAAUUUCCUAUAAACAAGCCUGAUAACAUAAAAAAAUCAGAUCCAUAUCGACAGGUAUAUAUAAAUCGUCAACAAAAUGUCAGACAAUCUGGGGGUACCGUUAUUCCCGUUCCGGACGCUUCCAUUAUGAAUUCUCAAUCUUCUAGAAGCCCUCAGAAUAGUGGUAUCCGUAUCGUGAGGUCCGAUAUAGAUUCAAUUUCUAAGAGCCAAUCUUAUAAUAAAGGAAAAAAAGUUGAUAUCGAUUUUAAUAAAUUAUCAAAAAAAAAAAAGGCCGUUGUGACAUCACAAUCACAACAGGAAACGACCUUGACUCGAGGUGACAAGAAAAGGGUAAAACUUGAUCGUGAUGAGCUCAAGGUAUCAUCUACAUCUACGCAACCGUCUAAUUCAUCAAAAUCAUCAAAACAAUCGAUCAUGAAUGCUAUGGAAUCAUCACGAGAUGAGGUAAAUCAAACCAUGGAUGGAGAUGAUAUUUCAAUAUACGAAGAAACUUUUUAUUCCGCAGAAGAAGAUAAUGAAUGCACUGAAAAACCUUCAUCAACUGAUGUAAAUGCUAAGGGUGAUGAAAUUUCUAAAGGUUCUUGUGAAUCACUUAAAACUAAAGACCGUUCAUCCGACAUUUUCUCCUCAACAUCUGAAAAUUCUCCCACUUCUCCCAAGAUUCGACCAACUCCUUUAAAAAAGUCCAUUGAUUCUGUUAUACCAAAUACUAGAUGGUAUUUUCCAUAUGUUGGAACAAAGACAUCACCACCUGGAUUAUGUCCCUUUAGAAAAAGAAAGGUAAGAGUUGAAGACUCGGAUGAUGAUGACAACUUUGAAACAAAUAAGUAA